GCCUAUAUAGUCAAACACGAACCAAUUCGAACGAAUUGACUCCAAAGUUGUGGAGUCGACUCUCUGUUAGCAAUGCCUGGAAUCGGAGUAUCGACUCUUUUUGGGGUCGACUCCUGGCCACACUGACAUGCGCACCAAAGACCAGAGGGGGGGAGAGAGAGAGAGAGAGAGAGAGAGAACGAGCUAGAGUAUUGUUCUUUUACAGAGGCGUUUGCUAGUUCCGGCAGUUGUGUUUCUGAGCUGAGGGUCGCUCUCUGUGUGUGUGUUGUGUGUGUGUGUGUGUGUGUGUGUGUGCGCGCGUGCGUGUGCGUGUGCGCGCGCUCUGAGCCUUGAGUGUCCCCCGGUGCACGAUGGCGUUCAUCAGGAAAAAGGAGCGCUGUAAAGAGAGGUUUUCACUGCUGUUACUAGACCUGGAGGAAUAUUAUUUUGAGCAGCACACUGCAUAUUGGGUGGCUGCUCUCCCGAACAGAAAUAUUCGAGGCUCACUAAAGAUCUGUUCCAAAUCAGUCAUUUUUGAGCCAGAUGAGAUGAUUGAGCCUAUUUUAAAGAUCCCACUGAAAGACUGCAGGCGGAUAGAAGCAGUGGAGAUGAAUGAGUCCAAUCCUUUUAAAGAAACCAAGCCUGCAUCUGUACUUAUUGAAACCAAACAGGUUUUUCUUAUUAAAGAGGGGAAUGUUGUUGCUCCAUACAAAUAUGAAAGGGGAGAAAGAAGUGUCAGAUUCCAGCUGGUGAUGCCCACAAAAACAGAAGAUGUUGUCCAGACAUUGCUGCAGUUACAUAGAGCAUCAUGUCUGGACAGGCUGGGGGACCAGACAGCCAUGAUUGCUGCAAACUUGCAAUCCAGGUUGGCGAGAACAUCUUUUGAUAAGAACAGCUUUCAGAGUGUGUCUGAGCGGCCACAUAUGGAGUGUAAGGCUGAGAUGGUGACCCCUCUGGUGACCAACCCUGGCCACGUCUGCAUCACAGACCACAACCUGUACUUCCAGCCCCUUAAUGGUUACCCUGAUUCAGUUGUGCACAUUGGGCUCCACAGCGUCCGGCGCAUCUACAAAAGAAGACAUGGCCUGAGACCGCUGGGGCUGGAGGUGUUUUGCACAGAGAAUGAUCUGUGUUCAGAUAUCUACCUAAAGUUCUACAAUACUGAAGACAGGGAUGAACUUUACUACUACAUUGGCACUUUCCUAGAAAACCACAUAGCAGAGCACACAGCGGAGAGUUACAUGCUGCACUGGCAGAGAGGCCACAUCUCCAACUACCAGUACCUGCUGCACCUUAACAACCUGGCAGACCGCAGCGUUAACGACCUCUCACAGUACCCCGUGUUUCCUUGGGUCCUCAGCGACUACACUAGCCCACAACUGGAUCUGUUGAACCCUGCCUCUUUUCGGGACCUCAGUAAACCUGUGGGAGCUUUAAACAGAGAGAGACUGGAAAGGCUACUGGAGCGUUACAAGGACAUGCCUGAACCACGUUUCAUGUAUGGUAGUCAUUACUCCUCUCCUGGAUACGUCCUUUUCUACCUUGUGAGAGUGGCUCCAGAGCACAUGCUGUGUUUGCAGAACGGCCGUUAUGACCAUGCCGACCGAAUGUUCAACAGUAUUGGAGAUACCUGGAAGAACUGCUUAGAGGGAGGUACUGACUUUAAAGAGUUGAUUCCUGAGUUCUAUGGCACAGACUGCAGUUUUCUGAAGAACAUGCUGGGCUUAAAUCUGGGUCGGAGGCAGGGUGGUGGGCGAGUAGGAGAUGUGGAACUUCCUCCCUGGGCCACAGAUAUGGAAGACUUUCUGCAGAAGAUGCGCUCUGCAUUGGAGAGUCAGUAUGUGUCGGAGCACUUGCACGAGUGGAUUGAUUUGAUCUUUGGUUACAAACAGAGAGGGAGUGAAGCUGUUGCAGCCCACAAUGUUUUUCAUCCAUUAACAUAUGAGGGUGGCAUCGACUGUGACAGUAUUGAGGACCCAGAUCAGAAGAUAGCGAUGCUAACACAGAUUCUGGAGUUUGGUCAGACUCCCAGACAGCUUUUCACCAAACCUCAUCCUCAACGCAUCACACCCCGAUUCCACAACGUCUCGGCAGGGACGAGCCUCAGCACAUCGCCCAAUGACCUCUCGCCAGGUUUCAGUUCUCCCAGUAUGGAAUCGUUUGAGGAUCUGACAGAGGAAAGCAAGACACUUGCCUGGAGCAACAUGAACAAACUCACACUACAGUCCAGUCACAAGAUACACAAAGAGCCAGUGACAGGAAUUGCGGUGACUCUAAGUGGUUUGUCCGUUUUCACAACAUCUCAAGACUCUACCUUAAAGAUGUUUUCUAAAGAAAGCAACGCACUACAGAGGAGUGUGUCCUUUUCCAACAUGGCAUUGUCCUCUUGUGUGAUACUGCCUGAGGAUAAAACUGUGGUUUGUUCUUCUUGGGAUAAUAAUGUGUACUUUUAUUCAAUAGCAUACGGCAGAAGGCAGGACACACUCAUGGGUCAUGAUGAUGCUGUGAGUCAGGUUUGCUGGAGAGAAGACCAGCUUUACACGGCAUCAUGGGACUCCACUGUGAAGGUGUGGAAGUGUGUAGCUGCAGAUAUUUCCAAUAAUAAGAGGUCGCAGUUUUUGCUGCUAGCUGAGUUGGAGCAUGAGGCUGGGGUUAACACUAUAGCUCUAAGUCCUGCUGGCACGCUCUUGACAUCGGGCACAAAAGAGGGCACCCUCAGUGUUUGGGAUCUUACCAGCUUCUCCCUCCUGCAUCAGCUCACCUGUCAUUCUGGAAAGAUCCACCAAGUGGCCUUUAGUCCUGACAGUCGAAACAUCCUGAGUGUGGGUGAGGAUUUGUAUUUAAAGGUUACAGACGUACAGACAGGCACACUACUCUCUACAGUUUUAGCAGAGGAAGAACAGAGAUGUUUUUGUUGGGACGGCAGCAUUGUGUUGUCUGGAGGUCAGUCAGGGAACCUGCUCAUCUGGGAUCUUCUUACUAGCAAGAUCACACACAGGAUCCCUGCUCACUCUGGUCCCGUCUCUUGCAUUUGGAUGAAUGAGCAGUGCAGCACUGUCAUUACAGGAGGGGAAGAUAAACAGAUCAUGUUCUGGAAACCCCAGUAUUAGGACACACACAAGCGCACGCGCACAAACGUUCCCAUAACUAAAUGUGCUGGACACAAGUAUUCAGUUUGAAGCCUGAGGUACAUUUUCACACACCUGCUCUAUAGACCUGUGAGCAUAAAUAUGAUCCCAAGCAGAUACUACAAUUCUUACCUGAAUGCCGUUACACAAACUGAAUCAGGAAUCAAGUUCAUUUUACUGAUGCUCUUAUUGCAGUGAAAGUUUGUUUGAUAUUUAAAGUUCACCAUGCUGACCAUGCCUUUUUAGUGUUUUAUAUUAUCGUUUUAUCACUUUCAUUUUUAUUAGGAAGGAAUAUGAUGCCAUGUUCAUAAUUGUGGAAUGGGGGAUGUAUAUCUUAGAUCCGUAUACCUCAUUUACAUGGAGAAAUAUAAAUAUUAAUUGUCCAUAAACUGUUUAAUGGAGAACGUUCAUUUGCCUGUCACAAUAUAAAGUCGAUCUGUCCCCAAAAUUCCAGUCUGACAAUUUGUCUUGAUGGCUCAGAAGGAUUCUGAAUGUCAACAACUGCAUGUUUUUUCUUUGUUUAUUUUAGUUUAAAUAAAAUUAUCAUUUGACUUAGGUUAUAUUUAUGCUCACAAUAAAUACACAUUGCAAAGGCUGUGUACAAUAUUUAUCUUGAAGCAGCUGGCUUUUGUUUUAAUAUGUGAUGAACAUGGACAGAAUUUAAAUCUGAAGAAAAUCUAGACAAAAUUAACUGAAAUUUGUGCAUAUAUAAUUAAUCUGUUAAAAAAUAGUGUCAUCUAAAAGGAAAAAAAUUCAAAAAACUUUUUACACAUCUAUCUACAUGUAGAACGUGUGUCACGGCAUGUACUUCCAAAUAGCUGUAAGCGUACCAGCAUCGACCAGUGUUCAUGUUGUGCACUUUAGUGUUUGUGUUACUGCUGUGAUUAGUAUAAAACAUUGCUGUAGUGAGAGUCAUAAAAACUGGCCUUGGAGCUGCAGCAGAUUAAAUCAGGUUUAAAUUUAUUCCAAUCUGUAAUUAUAAUUAUGUCCAUUCAUGUACGACAUUAUGACCUUUAUUUUAUGUUCCUCUUAAUGCAGUUUACUAGAUAAGAUGAAGUACAUUGCCCAUACUGCAGUAAAAGAUGGGGUUUGUUUUGCACUUCACAUAUUUUUGGGUUUCCAUAUUGAAUAAAAUUUUAUGCAAUUUUUUGACCUGUACACCCAGAUGCAAGCAGAAAACUAUGCCUCUAUAUACUCAUAUUUAUUAUGUAUAAAUCUAUUGAUAUCAAGCCAUUAAGAGUAAUACACCUUGUUCAGCAAUAGUUACGCAACCAUGAAAACGCCUUUUGUGUGUAUAUAUGUACACAUAUAAAUAUACAUGCACAUGCUGAUCUUCAUUUUAUAUUUAUAUCUUAGUAAGAUCUUAGCUAAGAGAUUUUUGAUAGCUAGAAAAGUAAAUAAAAAAGCAACACCUUACAGGCAAUGCUUGUAAAAAUAAAAAUGAUCAUUCUUGUGCAAUAAUUAAAAGAAGCAAGACCUUAAUACGAAAUGUUCAAUUGUAUGAACUGUACAAAUAUAAAUAUGCAGUUUAAUCCCCCAUUUAAUGCUUAAUGUUUUAUUACAUUGUUUGUCUAUUAACGACUAACCUUUAUUUGUUGUUUUUUGUUUUUCAUUUUUAUAAUGGUCAUUUGUUUUUGUUUUUGUUUUUUUAUUUGAUAGUUAGUUUAUUAGUUAAUUAGCGGUUCCUAAGCUGAGCUUUUUGGGUGGUGUAGAUCAUUUUUAGGAAACCUGUUUGCUUUUUGUGUUUUGCACUAAAUAAAUGUUGUGUCCCUCAAA
Molecule: messenger RNA, 4883 nt
Organism: Pangasianodon hypophthalmus (striped catfish)
Lineage: Eukaryota; Metazoa; Chordata; Actinopteri; Siluriformes; Pangasiidae
Gene: nsmaf
Product: neutral sphingomyelinase (N-SMase) activation associated factor
Exons: 31
Coding region: 351-3089 (912 amino acids)
Molecular function (GO): protein binding
Source: RefSeq, a predicted model, not a curated record